This is a messenger RNA of Lottia gigantea (owl limpet), 504 nucleotides long. RefSeq lists its product as hypothetical. Bases 1 to 504 code for a protein of 167 amino acids. Gene Ontology annotation, biological process: iron ion transport; intracellular iron ion homeostasis. Gene Ontology annotation, cellular component: cytoplasm. The record is from RefSeq and is a predicted model, not a curated record. Lineage: Eukaryota; Metazoa; Mollusca; Gastropoda; Lottiidae. The transcript is spliced from 4 exons. Gene Ontology annotation, molecular function: ferrous iron binding; ferric iron binding.
AUGAUUCGUCAGAAUUAUGAAAUGAAGGUCAACAACCACCUCCGUCGUCAGGUCACCCUGGAAUUGAUGGCUUCUUACCUUUACCAAGCCUAUGGAAGUUUCUUCGACCGAGCUGAUAUUGCCUUACCCGGAGUAAAGAAAUUCUUCGAAAGUUCAUCUAAAGAAGAACGAGAUCAUGCCGACGGUUUGGUUGAAUACAUCAACAAGCGAGGUGGAAACAUGCAAUUCGAGGAUGUUAAAAGCGCAGUUGAAGAUUGGAAACACGCCCUCAUUGCUAUGGAAGAUACCCUCGUGAUUGAGAAAUACGUGAAUUCCGAGUUAUUGAACAUUCACAAACUCGCCUCCAACAACAACGAUCCUCAUCUUACCAACUUCCUUGAAGAUAAAUACUUAGAUGAACAAGUUGAAGCCAUCAAGAAACUGGGAGAGUACAUCACCCAACUCCGCCGCUUCAAGAACGACUAUAAACUCGGGGAAUAUAUCUUUGACCAACGUCUGAGCUAG